AUGGAAUCGGAGAACUUUAAUUUAACAAAUGUUCAUGGACACGUCACCGAUUCUGACAAUAGUGACGUAAAUGAUGACGCAAUUAGUUUUUCAGCACAACAUAAUGUAGAAGUAAAUACAAUUCAAUUGCACUCCACAGGGAUUAACAAUAACGAACCACUUGCAAAUGAAACCUUGUGCACAGUCGAUGAAGCAUCGAUUACCAGAUCAGAUGAAAAUAUUUCGCGUGAAAUCAGUGAACCUAGUCCGGUUUCGAUUCAAUCAGACCGUGGCAGAGAAACAAUGGCAACAAAUAAUGGCAGAAAUACAAACACACAAGCUUCGUCAGUUACGCUUGAGGCAUUAUAUAGUCUGAUGUCAAACGUGAGCGAGGAAUUAUCUGAUUUAAAGAUCAGUCACAACACAACGAACACAAAACUGGCGAACAUGCACAGACAUUUCGAUCAACGCUUAAAUAAACUCACCAAUGAAAUCGAUCAAAAGAUCGAAGACAAAGUCAUCAAAACCGUCAAUAGUGUAUACAAUGUAUUGGCAAAUGAUUUAGAAAAGAAAUUGUCAGAUCUUACAAACAAACAGGAACAGGAACUGUCAGAAAUAGUAGAAACACACAAUCAAACACAAACCGUACAAAAAGAAAUACAUGAAAACGUACAGGCUAUUCAAUUAAAUUUAACAAGAGUACAGUCCGCAUGUGAAGAAAUACCUGACCAAGUUAAUAAAGUUAACGAAGAAGUCGGUUUUCUGAAACAGGAGACUCGACGUAUCAACGCCGACAUUAUCAAAAUAAAUGAAACUUUAGAAAACGGUAAUGUAAAUGAAUCAAUAACUGACCGGGAAACAAAACUUUUUGAAAAAUUAGGUAAUGAAAUCAAAGUAGCCGAGGACAGAAUACGCAAGGAAAUUGCUGGUAGACUGAAUGUUUCAAAUGACUUGCCUACGUCAAGCAACAAGCAGCGCGACACUUAUUCGCCCGUGCCAGAUUACGAUGUAAAUAACGCAGAACAUCACGCGCCCUGUCCAGCUGGACAAAACCCACACAGUUGGCAUCCGUAUGCGACAAGGCCAAAUAAUGGAACCUGGAAUUACGGGAAUCGGAGGAAUUCGGCGCCACAGAGACGUGAAGACCGAAGGUAUAGUACAGAUUACGGUCCACGCCGGUAUGGAAAUGAUAGAAAUCACGUGAAUGAUUGGUCAGGCCCGCGUGAUGAAAGGCGGAACACAAAUGAAAAUUACAAUAGUUACUGUAAUAGGAAUGAUAGACCAAGGAGGAAUAGCGACGGCCGGUCGCAAGAAAAUGUUGCACGCAGCGGCCCGGAAACUAAUUGGCGACAGAAUAACCACUCAGUACACUUUGUAGAGGUAACGGACAGUACUGAAGCAAUGCCUUUGUCUCCCCCGGUAAACAACAAUCGGUCGUAA
This is a messenger RNA of Schistocerca piceifrons (Central American locust), 1419 nucleotides long. RefSeq names its product GATA zinc finger domain-containing protein 14-like. The coding region runs from base 1 to 1419 and encodes 472 amino acids. Lineage: Eukaryota; Metazoa; Arthropoda; Insecta; Orthoptera; Acrididae. The transcript has 2 exons. The record is from RefSeq and is a predicted model, not a curated record.